This is a messenger RNA of Zea mays, 2331 nucleotides long. RefSeq lists its product as uncharacterized. NCBI's taxonomy places the organism in Eukaryota, Viridiplantae, Streptophyta, Magnoliopsida, Poales, Poaceae. Gene Ontology annotation, molecular function: phenylalanine-tRNA ligase activity; ATP binding; magnesium ion binding. The coding region runs from base 159 to 1868 and encodes 569 amino acids. The transcript has 18 exons. Gene Ontology annotation, cellular component: phenylalanine-tRNA ligase complex; cytoplasm. The record is from RefSeq and is a predicted model, not a curated record. Gene Ontology annotation, biological process: phenylalanyl-tRNA aminoacylation.
ACCAAACGGGCCCAAAGUGAAGUCUGGGCCUUUAGCUGUUCGGCCCAUCAAAGGCACCAGCUUCAGCAUCAACGCCUCCGCUGCCGUCGCUCCGGACUCACCGCUAGGUUUUUCCUCCUGCCGCCGCCUCCCAGACCGUCUCCUCCGCCCCAGCCGGGAUGCCGACGGUGAGCGUCGGCCGGGAUCGUCUCUUGGCUGCCAUUGGUCGAACCUACACACAGGAGGAGUUCGAGGCGCUCUGCUUCGAGUUCGGCAUCGAGCUGGACGAUGUGACGACGGAGAAGGCUAUUAUCAGGAAGGAGAAGCACCUCGAGGACGACAGUGAGGUGGACGAAGAUGACGAGGUCAUCUACAAGAUAGAGGUUGCCGCCAACAGAUAUGAUUUGCUAUGUCUUGAAGGACUAGCAAGAGCUCUUCGUGUUUUCACUGGGACUGAAGCAAGCCCUGUAUUCCAAGUUUCAUCAAUCCCUCGGGGUUCAAUGCUUCAGAUGCAUGUUAAACCAGAGACUUCAAAAAUUAGACCGUACAUAGUUUGUGCUGUCCUAAGAGGGGUAACUUUUGAUGAAGCAAGAUACAACAGCUUCAUUGAUCUUCAAGACAAACUCCACCAAAAUAUCUGCCGGAAGAGGACACUCGUUGCUAUUGGCACCCAUGAUCUGGACACUCUGCAAGGACCCUUCUCAUAUGAGGCUCUACCACCGAAUGAAAUCAAUUUUGUCCCAUUAAAGCAGGAGAAAAGCUUCAGAGCCGAUAAACUGAUGGAAUUCUAUAAAUCAGACAUGAAACUGAAGAAAUUCUUGCAUAUAAUUGAGAAUUCUCCAGUGUACCCAGUUAUCUAUGAUAGCAACAGGACUGUAUUAUCAUUACCUCCUAUCAUUAAUGGCGCACAUUCAGCUAUCACCCUUGCAACAAGGAAUGUCUUUAUUGAAUGUACAGCUACUGACCUUACCAAAGCAAAUAUAGUUCUGAAUACAAUGGUUACCAUGUUCUCUGAAUAUUGUGAGACUAAAUUUGAAGUGGAACCUGUUGAAGUGAUACAUCAUGAUGGAAGGAAAACAGUUUACCCUGAUCUUUCAUGUUACAAAAUGGAUGUUUUGUUAUCUGACAUUCUUGGGCCUAUUGGCAUCUCCCAGGACGAGAAACAGGUUGUCUGUCUUUUGAAUAAAAUGCAACUGCAAGCUGAAAGUCACUCCUUGAAAGGGGAGGCUCGCAUUUCAGUGUCUGUUCCUCCAACAAGAAGUGAUAUUCUGCAUGCCCGUGAUUUGUCAGAGGACGUUGCUAUUGCUUAUGGAUUCAACAAUGUGCCAAAAUCAAAGCCGAAGUGUAUGACAAUAGGAGGAAGGCAACCAUUAAACAGAUUCUCAGAUAAAAUUCGUGCUGAGGUUGCAAGAGCUGGUUAUAUGGAGGUGCUCACAUUUAUCUUGUCUUCACACGAAGAGAACUUUGACAUGUUAAACAGGACAGAUGACAAAAGUAAAGCAGUCAUUAUUGCAAACCCUCGCACUUCUGAAUUCGAGAUUUUUGAAGUUGGUGAUGUUGUGAUGCUGGACUCGUCACGUGAUGUUGGUGCCUCUAAUAAUCGCAGGCUUGCAGCUUUGUACUGCAAUAGGGUUUCUGGAUUUGAGGAAAUUAUGGGAUUGGUGGAUAGUAUUGUCAAAGUUGUCAGAGCUCCACAUGUUAACUUUGGCGAGAAUUACUAUGUACCUACAGAUGAACCUGAGUUCUUCCCGAAAAGACAAUGUAAAAUUGUGACAAGUGAUGGCAAGCAAGUUGGCUACUUAGGAAUUGUCCAUGCUGAGGUCCUAAGGAAAUUUGGCAUUCCGGAUCCCUGCACUUUCGUUGAGAUGGACCUCGAAGCACUGUUGUAAUGCAGUCAACCUGAAACAAAGGAAUGCUUGAAGCUGAUACCUCAUACCUGCCACAUAUUGGUUUUGUUCGUAAGCAUGGUGGGGUACCAGCAAGAAGUGCAUAUUACCCAAGCUGCAGUAUCUCGAUGUACUUCUCAAUUGCAUUGGAUUUUGCUGUGGGAAAAAAGGGUACAACGAUACAGCAAAUACCCAGCCUAAUUUUUGUGUUAGGGAUUAUGUUUGCAUUGUAAGGGCUUAUUCCUAUCCAACUUUCUAUGAAAAGUGUACCGUACAUCCUUUUGUAAACCAUCGCGCGUCCAAAAGUUAUUUCUCAACUCUUGUCACCUCCACAUGAGGUCACCAUGAUGUAAAGCAGGUUCAGAAUAUUAGACCUCUAAUAUCUCCUUGUGUUUGUGAAUGGCAUUAAAAUUUGACAUUAAGGAUUGUUUGGUUUAUAAAGACUAAUUUUAGUCCUUUUAUUUUA